Triticum turgidum subsp. durum (durum wheat) is the source of this 2790-nucleotide messenger RNA. NCBI's taxonomy places the organism in Eukaryota, Viridiplantae, Streptophyta, Magnoliopsida, Poales, Poaceae. The record is from the annotation of a GenBank genome assembly.
AUGCUUGUCCACCAAAGCAUUGAGGAAGAUGUGUUUGAGCCACUGGUGUUGCGUGUUGCUGAAAUUAGACGCCGCUUCUUUGGGAUAGUGAGCUCAUCUGAAAAUGACGGAAGGGGUCCUACAAUGCAUGAACUUCCAGAAAAGAUCAGAUGGGAAGUGCAACAUCUUGAAGAAUUGUUUGAGGGGAUCAAGGAAGACAAGGAGGGGGUCUAUGAGAGCAUUACGUAUGUUAGCAUGGCAGUCUCUAAGUGGCAAAGAAGAUUGGGGAUAGUAUACCGGAAUGCAUCUGGAGCUCCUGCACCUUUUGAGGGAAUGAAAUGGGCAGUGGAGCAUCAUGAGGGGUGGGUUGAGGAUGGUACCACAUCAGAAGCCAAUACUGAGAAACUGUCUUUUGAUGAACAUGAGUUUUUUGAAUCACUUCGAUACCUUAAGACUGCAGAAGGUGGUUCAGAAGCUCGUUUCCUGGAUGGUAUCAAGACUGGAAUGCAGUGUAUCAACGAUGUUCUUGCCACCGUACAAUCAAGAACGGAAGCAGCCAAUGGGAGCUUGCGUAUUGUAGACCAUGUCUUCUCCCCAGUACUGAAACUUAUAAAAACCAUUGAUCAUCUAGUAUCAGUAGCUACUGAGGGCGGAGACAAAUCUCAGAACUAUAAGUUCCUUGCCAAGAUUGAUGGUCAAGUAGACUGCUUGCAGGAUGCACUACAUGUGAUUGAUAUAAAUAAGAGAGAAGUUGAGGAAAGCUUUAGAACAAUGGAAGGUCUCAUCUUGCCACUAUUGUCACGCCUUAACGCCAGUUGCAAUGUUCAAUUGGAACCUCUGAGCUUCCAAGAUGAGAUCGAAAAAGGCAUUAAGCACUUGGUAGAUGUACUUGGCAUGGUUGAGAAAAAGAAGCAGGAUGGAAAUGCAAACUUCAGCAUUGUUAAUGCGGCCUUCUCGCCGUUAUUGACAUGUUUGAACACCAUCAGGCACCUCUCAUUAGAAGCCUUAGCCCAUGAAGAUAAAUCAGGUGCUUUUAUUCUCUUGGGCAAUAUCAGCGAUGAGUUGUCACAGCUCAAAGAUGUACUCCAGAAGGUCCAGGAGAAAGAGAAAGGGAUAUACAGUAAUUUUGAUGCCAUUGAGCAACAUAUUGAUGAACUUUUUGAGGGGCCUAUGAUAGAUGCCGAAGGCUCCUUAAAACUUCAGCAGAUGGGUGGCCUGCGAGAAAAGUUCCGUGUGAUUCAUAAAGAGAUAACAAAUAUAUGGGGUAAGGUGAAUGACUCUUUCAAGGUUCAGGAUGUCUCCAUCAGAUUGAUGGCUGCAAGACAUGAAGCUUCAUCUUCUCGUCCAUUGUCAGCACCAGAUACAUUCAACAUUAACAGGGAAAAUGUGGAGAUGCGGAAGCUGAAGGGUAGCAUUAAUGGACUGGAGACGAGGUUGAGACAGUGCCUUUUGUGCCUUGCUGUCUUCCCAGAGGAUGCAGUCAUCAAGAAGAGGCUGCUAAUUCAUUGGUGGAUUGGAGAAGGCUUUGUGAGUUCAGUUUCAGAGGGGAAGAAUUUUUUUAAUGAGCUGCUUAUUACCAAGGGAUUCAUUAAGCCAGUUAAGAAAUACCACUGCGACAAAGUCCACGGGUGCAAGGUGCAACCGUUGAUCCGUGCGCUACUGAUUGAAGCUGCAAAGAGUGCAGCAUUUGUUGAGCUCAAUUCUGAUGGCAGCUCCAAGAAUGACUUCACCAGAACCCGGCGUGCAUGUUUGCAGGAUGGGAAGAUCCUUACCAGUUUCCAUCGCGAUGUGUUGACAGUUUACAAUAUUAAACAACAGUAUCUUGAGUUAGACAAGACAUGGUUUUCUGGAAAGACAUGUUUGAGCACUGUGCAGUUAGGACGAUGGCAGGAUACAAAUUAUGACCCUCGGGUGCAUCACGUAGAGUUGAACAAUGUUGAGUUCCUAAAGCAGGUCAAGUCGUGCAAGCAAUUGAAGUACCUGAGUUUCAGAGGGAUAUCGAGAAUCGAGGCCCUUCCUACCUCGAUUGGAAAGCUCACAAGACUUGUCAUCCUUGAUCUCAAAGCAUGCCAUAAUCUGGAGGAUCUACCAAAGGAGAUAGUGAAACUAGUGAAGCUGGAGUACUUGGACGUUUCUGAAUGCUACUUGCUGUCAGGUAUGCCCAAGGGGCUAAUCAAGCUUUCUCACCUUGAAGUUCUCAAGGGGUUUGUUCUGGCAAACACUAGGAGCAAAGACCCGUGCCAUCUCAAGGAACUUGUCAUGCUGAAAAAAUUACGGACGCUGAGCAUUAGAAUUGGAAAUAGUGUAGAUAGUGAUCAGUUUGAGAAAAUUAACGAGUUUUGUGCCCUCCGGUCGCUCACACUUACUUGGGGGGCUGGGUUAUCCUCGGUACCUGCUAUACACGGUGACAAUCGUCUUUCAAGAUCAAGCAGUGCUGCUACUCUUGCUGUUAAUCAUGCAAUGCCUUCUGUUCUCCCCUCGGGUCUUGAGAAGCUGGAGAUCUGUUGCUUCCCAGUAGCAGAAUUUCCUUGCUGGGUUAAUCCUAGAGAGCUGAAAAACUUGAAGAAACUCUAUAUCAGGGGAGGUAUCAUAAGUAGUGUAGGCGAGGACAAGUACUGGGAGGUGACCGUGCUUCGGUUAAGGUUCCUCAAGCAUCUCAACUAUUCAUGGACGGCACUGCAUGAUACUUUCAUGAAACUCCAUGUUUUGGAGGUGCAUGAAUGUGAAAAUCUUGAAACCUGGCCUGACUGUCAAAAGGACUUGUGGCUGAAAGAGACGAAUGGAAUUAUGGAAGGUUCGCACCUCGCUUAA